CUUCUAGAAAGUGAGCUGCGUCGCGAAGUGGAAGAAGCUCAUAACUUGGAAGAUGCCUUAGAUGCUCUGGAUUCGGAUGAAGGGCAGGGAAAUCCUCAAGCUGAACAAGAAGAAUACGAAAAAUGGAAAGUUCGUGAAUUACGGCGAAUCAGAAGAGAUCGUGAACAACGCGAGGCAGCUUUGCAAGAAAAGAACGAAAUUGAACGCAUACGACAGAUGACUGAUGAACAGCGUCGUGAAGAAUUUCUGCGCAACCCAAAGAAAAUUAUCAACCAGGCGACCAAAGGGAAAUACAAAUUCCUUCAGAAAUACUAUCACCGAGGCGCUUUCUUUGUCAGCAGUGUGGAAGAUCAAGUUUUCCAACAGGACUUUGCUCAACCCACUCUGGAAGACCAUUUCGACAAAACCAAAUUGCCAACAGUCAUGCAGGUCAAAAAUUUCGGUCGUGCCGGACGCACCAAAUAUACCCAUUUGGUUGACCAAGAUACCACGGCGUUUGACUCUCCAUGGUCUACAAGCAAUCCCCAUAAUAUCAAAUUCCAGGCAACUCAUGGUGGUGGUUUCAAGCAGCUGUUUGAUAAACCGCUGACCAAGAAGUACAAAUCUAACAAAAACUGA
Messenger RNA from Echinostoma caproni, 618 nucleotides. The record is from the annotation of a GenBank genome assembly. Lineage: Eukaryota; Metazoa; Platyhelminthes; Trematoda; Plagiorchiida; Echinostomatidae.